This is a messenger RNA of Scomber japonicus (chub mackerel), 1695 nucleotides long. It is a transcript of the gene glulb, whose product is annotated as glutamate-ammonia ligase (glutamine synthase) b. The transcript has 7 exons. The record is from RefSeq and is a predicted model, not a curated record. Bases 69 to 1190 code for a protein of 373 amino acids. Lineage: Eukaryota; Metazoa; Chordata; Actinopteri; Scombriformes; Scombridae. Gene Ontology annotation, cellular component: cytoplasm. Gene Ontology annotation, molecular function: glutamine synthetase activity.
CAGAGACUGUUUUUCUCUUUUGAUAUUUUUCUACACUUAACAUAAGGUUUUUGGGGUCAAAAGAAAAAAUGGCCACUUCAACAAGUUCAAAACUGAGCAAAGCUGUGAAACAUCAGUACAUGGAGCUCCCUCAAGGAGACAAAGUCCAAGCCAUGUACAUCUGGAUUGAUGGAUCAGGAGAGGGACUGCGCUGCAAGACCAGAACACUGGAUUCUGAACCCAAGACGAUUGAGGAUCUUCCCGAGUGGAACUUCGACGGCUCCAGCACCUACCAGUCAGAGGGCUCCAACAGUGACAUGUUCCUAAUACCUGCAGCCAUGUUCAGGGACCCGUUCAGGAAAGACCCCAACAAGCUGGUGCUCUGUGAAGUGCUCAAGUACAACCGAAAACCAGCAGAGACCAAUCUGCGCCGUACCUGUAAACAGAUCAUGAGCAUGGUAGAGAAUAACCACCCAUGGUUUGGUAUGGAACAGGAGUACACUCUCCUGGGCACAGACGGACAUCCCUUCGGCUGGCCCUCCAACGGCUUCCCAGGUCCUCAAGGUCCUUAUUACUGUGGAGUGGGAGCAGAUAAGGCGUACGGACGAGAUGUAGUUGAGGCACACUACCGAGCCUGUCUGUAUGCUGGGGUUGAUAUCUGUGGCACCAAUGCUGAAGUCAUGCCAGCUCAGUGGGAGUUCCAGGUUGGGCCUUGUGAAGGUGUCAACAUGGGGGACCAUCUGUGGGUUGCUCGCUUCAUCCUUCACAGAGUUUGUGAGGAUUUUGGCGUGGUGGUAUCCUUCGACCCUAAACCAAUCUCAGGGAACUGGAACGGUGCUGGCUGCCACACUAACUUCAGCACAAAGGAGAUGCGAGAGGAUGGUGGACUGAAAAUCAUCGAGGAGUCAAUCGAGAGGUUGGCGAAGAGACACAGGUACCACAUCCGGGCCUACGAUCCCAAAGGCGGGCUUGACAACGCCAGGCGUCUGACCGGUCGUCAUGAAACGUCAAACAUCGAUGAAUUCUCUGCCGGCGUGGCCAACCGUGGCGCCAGCAUCCGCAUCCCUCGCGCAGUGGGCCAGGACAAGAAGGGUUACUUCGAGGACCGCCGUCCGUCUGCCAACUGCGACCCUUACAUCGUCACAGAAGCUCUAGUGCGCACAUGUUUACUCAAAGAAGAGGGAGAUGAGCCAACAGAUUACAGCAAAUGAACAGUCUCAGAAGAAGUUACUAGUACUACAUUUAGCCUUGUCUGUUCCAAGCGACAGAUGGAUUGAUCUGUAACUUUUUGUUAAAAAAAAGUUUUUUACUUGACAGAUGAAACAGUGAUUGGUGUUUUUUACCUCUUGACACGAACACUGCCUUUUUGUCAACAAAAGCGCAUUUCGUCAUGGUAUCACAGUAGUUGAUGAUUUGUAUAAAAUUGCAUUCUUGUAAUAUGUUUAACAUGUACUAAAACCGUCAGUGAGAGCAGCAACAGUUAGCUGCUAAUCUUGUAACUGUGACCCAAAGGAUCCCAAAGGCAUUUGAAUGUUUUUAGCAGUCUUGGCCUGACUUUCACAAUGAUGGUUUUAUCAUGUUGUGGAUGGAUGAGGUCAUUAUGUAAGCCUGUCUACUUUUGUAUGUUUUCUGUUUAACAAUGCAUGUCUGUUUUUUCUGUUUUUUUUUCACUUGUAAUUGCCACUUGCAAAAGACAUCUUUAAUAAACAGCUAACA